UAAUCACAUUCUAUAAGAUCACCAGUAUUUUUUAAAAUAUAAUACCGAUGUACUUCUGUCUUUGUAGGAAAAAGCGAUGCAAGCUGCAAAACAAAUGGGGAACAAGGACACUGUUGAGAUCAUUAAGAAAUGGCAGGAUACACAGCCUGAACAGACUCUACAUAGACCCAAUGAAGACAUCAACACUUCAACGUCAGAGAACCUGGUUCCACUGCCAGAACCAACACAUGAUACCCCAGGAGGGACGGAAAGGAUGAUUGAAAUUGUAAAGAGGCAAAACCUUGAAGACUUUAAAACGUUGGAGAAGAAGUUGUCUACAUCAGCGGUUAGUGUACUCCAUAUCGUAGCUGUUUAUGGCUGCUCAGAAAUGGUCGAGUGAAUGAGGAACUGGGACGGUAUCCAAUGGGAUGAACAAUGUGAACUCUCCGAGAUCAUAUCUGAGGAUGCGUUGGAAGAAAUACCAGUCAAGAAGGCCACUGCAUUAUACAUAGCAACGUCAAUGGAUAAAACCAAAAUGGCACGUUCUUUGAUCAAAUAUGCUGGAGAAGACAACAUCCGAUGCUGCUAUCAAAACAUCCAGCUGAGCAAGUCAAUAGAAGAAGUAUUCAUGCACGAUCGAGUAGGGAAAUUGGAAAUGAAACAUCGUGACCUUGACCCUGUCAUCGUUCCAGGUCAUCGGGUCGGUAAAGAUAGAAAACGUGAACGAAUCUUUAUUGUGUAUUCAACAGACGUAAUGAGGCCAAAAAGUUACGGUUUAGAUGGACUUGGUUUAGUUUUGAUCCGAAAUCCGUACUUCAUAACAGGAGAUUUGAAAUCUGAUUCUGAGAAACAUAUUGGAGUGUUACACGACAAGAAAAAGCCACAAAAAGCUUUGUCGAUUCACAGGAAGAGGCUUUGGGAAACGCAUAGCAAUCUAAACGUAAUACGUAUACAUUCUGUGACUUAUGGAAACAAUAUAGAAAAGCCUUGUAUUGUACUCUAUUGUAGUACAAAAGGCGUAGUGCCACUCGGUGAACCCGAUUUUCCAAAACGAUUGGAAAUAGAUGAACAUGACUCAGUUGAUGUAAUUGUACGUGAUGGGUACUUUAGACGUGGCGUCGGGUACGAGAGAGAAGCAAGUGUCGCCUAUCACAAUACUCUUAAAAUGGGAUGCAACAUUGGACGGUUGACACCCGAGGAAGGACAACAACAUUUGAGUGGCACUCUUGGUCCAUUUGUAAGGUUCAAAGACGAAGUUGGCUUCCUCACGUGCGCUCAUGUUCUAUUUCAAAUAACAAACCCGUCAGAACGUUUCAACUUUCCUGAUGGUGCCAGCAGUACCGUUGAAGUGGUCCAACCUUCCAUUGACAUAGAGCAUCCUCGCUCAGCAUGCGGAUUUGUGCAGAAAGCUAUUUUUGACCCAACACGCAAUCCUAGCAUUGAUGUUGCUGUGGUUCAGUUGACUGACGAUGAAAGGAAACCAACAGCGGGUCAAUUUGCAAAUGCUAGAUUAAGUAAAUUGAAAAUUGCAGGGUUUGACGAGAGCAAUUUACCUGAGUACAACAGUGGGUCUUAUGAAACACGUUUGAAUGAGUUAUCUCGAUCGCAGAUAGCUUUCAAGUUUGGAAGCUCCAGUGACGUUACAAAAGGAACGGUGGACAUGGACGGCAUAGAUGUAAGGCCGUUAUCAAUAGACGUUACUCUUCCAGAAUGUCACAAAACGGCCUUCAUGCAAAAUCAGUGUACAAUUUCUGGGAAUGAUCCAGAAUUAAUCUUAGGUGGAGACUCGGGUGCACCAGUGUUUAUGCGAACCAUAACCAAUGUGCUAAGUUGCAUUGGAAUUGUUAUUGGACAGGGAUAUCUUCCAAUUGACGGAGUUACUAAAGUCUACCCAGUAGCAGUGUUUACACCCAUCGGUGCAGUGCUGCAGGCACUUGGUGACGAGUAUAAGAUAGCUUCUUUCACUCCGACCUAAGAAGCUCAAAAAUGCAAAAAAUAUAAGGAAACAUUUUUUUAAAAAGAGGCACCGAUCGUUAAAUGAAGUCAGUGUAACAUAUAUUUUGAAGAAAACAGUUGUGAUUUGGGUUGCUUGGUGCUUGAGCUGGAGUUGAGGGUUAUUCCAUUCACUGAUCAGGAUUUUUUACAUUAUUUCUCGUACACUCCAGGAAGAGCUUUUACUAUGGGUCAGACAAUUAUUUGUUGGUAUAAUGAUACAUGUUGGUUGACAUGGUGUUAUUCAUUUUGUACUUUAAGAUAUAUAUGCAUUGACAUUUUGAACUAAUUUGUUAAGUUUUUGUAUUCAAAUUUAAUUCGAUUACAUAGUAAAUUUCCAAGUAUAGUGAGUGGUGAUGAUACAAUGAUGUGCGCUUGAGUGAUACAGUGCUGUUCUCACAGUGAGAGAACAUAACUAAACGACGAUGCUUUAUUUGUUGGCUAAGUGAUAACACUGUUUUUCCUUACAGCGAGCGAAAAUUUAAGUGAGCUUUAAAGAUUAACUGUUGUAUCCAAAGUGCAUGUAUCUUUUAAGAUGAUUAAGGUGAUAAACAUAUGGCUAGCUUUGCGUGUACAAUUAAAAGAGCCUUUGGUGGUAACAUUUCAUUCGAUGUGUUAAUUUGUUGAUAAGGGUAAAGACGUGGCAUGUUUUAGAUUUAUUGUUUUUUUUUACUUGCUCUGAAGAUUUUUUUUUUUUAUUAUUUUAUUCUUUUUAUUUCAUUUUUUAUCAUCUUGAUGUUUUUAUUUUAAUCAUAUUUGCUUUUUCUACUUUUUGGGAUGGGACAAUUUAAUGAUCAAUUGAUGCAUUAUAAUUUUUCAGUAAAUGACAUUUUCACUAAAUAAACAUAUUUGCAUUGAUGCCAACAAUUUAUAAAUUGUAAUUGUAAUUAUAGUAAAGUCGGACAAUUAACAUAAGUGAUUAGCUAUCAUAUACCUUUAGGCAAAUUAACCUUCAUAGUUAAAACAGGUGAGUGACCCUUUAUCUUGCAUAAUUGUAUGUAUAUUAAUAUUUUUUAAACAGUUUUUGGUAAUGCUCACUUUGUUAUAGUAGGCCAAGUGGUCAACUAUUUGUGCUUGCUAUUCUAUAAUAUAUACACGGGGGUGUUAGAACGUGAUAAUGUUGAAUUUUAAAGUGCUUUUUUGAAACCUAAGUAAUGCAACUGUGGUGUGUGCUUCCUUGUCUUUUAAUUACAUUGUAGUGUUUCAACAGACAUGACGGAAAUGCAUGUGUAUUAUCUUAUAUUCAUCAAUAAGCAUAUUUCAUAGAUGAGGAGAACCAACAUAUAUCAUUACUUUUUACUAGCAUAUUAUUUGUUUCAUUGAUGGCCACUAUUAGGUAACGCCAUGCGCUAUCAAUUGGUAUGUAUUUCCUUUAUGUUUACUUUUUCUUUUUCCAACAGAGUAUCUGUCACAUAAACUGCACAAUGUCGUUGGUGUCAUGAUAGAUCAUGAAUUAGAUGUUAUUGUUCAAUAUUUAAGUAUACCAUUAUUUUAUUACAAUACUUUGUUUUACUUUUAAUUAUAUCUUUUAAGAAAUCAAAUGAAUUCAUUGUCAACAGAUGCUAAAUUGGUCCAUUGUUACAUUUCCUAAUGCUUUUAAUUACGAAAAAGUCUGCAGCAAGAUUGAUAAUCUACCAUAAAUCUACCCGUGUUGUCAUUUCGUAUAAAAAAAACACAUUUGUUUUGUUGACACCCGAAAGAAUACGCUUUAAUUAUGUAUUAUGUACUUGUAUAAUGUGUUUUUAUGAUGUGACCUUAUCAGAAACACGCCAUUCGCCGAGAUGUGAAAAUUCCAGGUAUCGAACUGAAAGAAAAACGUACUGUAAAUAACGCAAGUAACAUUAACGUAGGGUCAUAAUGCGUGUGUAUAGCUGUUGUACAUUAUAUCACUAGUCAGCUCUCUAUUCAGCAAUCAACUCUGAUACCGUUAAUCUUUUAUCAGUACACCUACCGUAAAGAUUGAAAGUUGAGUAUAUAAGUGGUUACAACCACCAAUCGGCAUGUUUAAAACAUACCGAUACAAAAUUAAUAACGAACAUUGUACCUUGUUUAGCACGCUUUUUUUCUUCCAAUAAAAUGGAUAAAACAAUCAUUAUCGCAAAACAGAGGCGAAUCGUAAACAUGGGAUUCCCCUUUUCUCAUUCCAUAAAAUGGAAUGAACUAUCAUUACCGCAAAAUCGAUGCGAACGGUAUCAAAUCGCACAAUAGCGUUUUACAUGAGCUUCCCUUUUGAUAAUUCUACUAAAAGAAUUGACCAGUCAUUACUCCAAACAGAGGUAAACUGUAUCAAUUCGCACACUAGCGUGUAGUGCGGACAUUGAAUGCACGAUUGUAAUGGUAUUGUGUUGCUUUGUGUGGUCACAAAAUGUUUAUAUUUCAAAAAUGAAGCAUCUUGAUGUUAAGUGGUCGAUAUUUUUAAUUACUUUUCAAGAAUUUGUAGCAUUUGGCAAAUAAGAACUAUCAACAUAUAAUAUGUAUGACCUAUUCUCUGUUAUUGUUCCCAAUGAACGACAAAUAUGUCAAAGAGAAACUUCCUAUAAGAGAUGAUAUUCAUAUACCGAUAAACUUCCCUGCAUAGAAUAAAGAUUGUAUGAGUCUCAUGUUGGCAUUUUAAGCAGAUGUUUUAAUGUUAUGUAUGUAUUGUUAUGUAUUUUUAUUACUUUGUAUUAUGUAAUUUGGUGAUAACAUCUAUAUAUUUGUAAAUAAUUGAACAGCCUGUCUUUUCGUUGUUAACAUGUUAUGUAGAGAUUUCCGAUAUAGAAUCCCACCAUAAAUGAAAGCAACAUCAUAUGAUGCAAUCCAGAGAUAGUACAUACAUUACACCGAAUUAAUUACUGUGUGUAUGUUGAAGAACUGUUAGUCUGGAGAAAAUAUUUGUGUAUGCUCAAGACCUGCAUUGUGCAUGGUAAUAUUCGUUGACGCUUACCCUUUCGAAACAUUCGGUUUUCUUCUCCCCGUACGUUUUCAAGGGUUUCCAUGUAAAUAGAACUUUUAUUCCUUUUUUGUUUUUUUAUUGAUUUUGAGUUCGAGUGUGGUUUUAUUGACAUUUUGGUAUUUUUUUGUAUUUUUUUCUGUUAGUCGAAAUUAUUGUCACGAUCAUAUAUAUGUACUCUCUGAGUCCCGAUUAUUUUUUUUAUAAUAAUUCCAUGCGUUGUUGGUUAAGACAUUUUGUGUAUAAAAACAUGAUGUUUUUCCCGAUUUCAGUGUUAGUCCGCAUUGUUGUUGUAUGAUUUUAAUCUUUUGUAGAACACCAGCUAUAUCAAUUUUGUAUUUGCAAACUGUAAUAUUUGAACAGCUAUCAGUUUGUAAGCGGAUCAGACAUGCGAUUCUACUUUAAUAAACCAUCAUUCAAUAGACAUGACCUGAAUUGAACAUGAUCAGGAACCAACAUAACAUUUAAAAAUAAAUAAUAAAAUGUUUAAUGAUGUAUUUGACUUAAAAAAACCCAUUUUAUUCGAAAAUUUUGUAAAAAAAAAUAUCUUCGCAAGGUAGGAUUCGGUAGAAUAGUAGGACCUGUUGAUCAGUCAAUCGGUACGAGUCAAAUCUGUCAACAUUCUUGAGUUUACUUUAUGAUCUAAUUUGAAAACAUGUGGAAUGUAGCCAAAUGCAGUUUAACAACACUGUACAAAAGCAUUAAUAAAAGUAUUCGUUUACCGCAGACAUGAUAGGCACAUUGAAAAUGAUAACAGGUUUUAAAGUCAUUGUAGAAGAUAUCAAGUAAUGUGUACACAGUAUAUAUGUUUGAAACACGUCUACACGUAUUCGUGAAUAUUUACCCUGUUAUUUUUGAAAAUUGAACGGCACGGAUUCCGCCGACAAUGACAAUUUCACUUACUAAAUGUGUAAUGACUUGUUAACGUCAUUUCAAUUUUGUCAAAUUUUGUCAAAAUAACAGUUAAGGUCUCUUAAUGAUCGAAAUCCAAAACUAAUUAAAAAAAAUCACAAAACUAUUAAAUACAGCAUUCCGUUCAAUUUGGGUUCGAGUGUGGUUUUAUUGACACUUUUGCAUUUUCUUGGUUUUUUGUGUUAGUCUAACCUAUUGUUAUGACCAUACACGUACUCUAUAAGUCCCGAUUAUCUUUUAAUCAUAAUUCCACCCUAGUUUGGGAUUGUAUGUGUGAAUUUCUUAUUAACCCGAAUUCUUUGUAUAUAUUUUAAUAUUGUUAUCCUGGACAUGUUUUUCUAUGAUCAUACGCUGUUAGUUAAGACAUUUUGUGUAUGAACACAUCAUGUUUUUCCCGAUUUCAGUGUUAGUCCGCAUUGUUGUUGUAUGAUUUUAAUCUUUUGUAGAACACCAGCUAUAUCAAUUUUGUAUUUGUAAACUGUAAUAAUUGAACAGCUAUCGGUUCGUAAGCGGAUCAGACAUGCGACUCUACUUCAAUAAACCAUCGUUUAAUAGACGUGACUUGAAUCGAAAAGAAUCAGGAACCAACAUAACAUUUAAAAAAUAAAUAAUAGAAAUGUUAAAUGAUGUAUUUGACUUAAAAAAACGUUUUAGUCGAAAAUUUUGUAGAAAUUUAUCUUCGCAAGGUAGGAUUCGGUAGAAUAGUAAGACCUGUUGAUCAGUCAAUCGGUACGAGUCAAAUCUGUCAACAUUCUUGAGUUUACCUUAUGAUCUAAUUUGAAAACAUGUGGAAUGUUGCAAUAGCCGAAUGCAGUUUAACAACACUGUACAAUAGCAUUGAUAAAAGUAUUAAUUUACCGCAGACAUGAUAGGCACAUUGAAAAUGAUAACAGGGUUUUAAGUCAUUGUAGAAGAUAUCAAGUAAUGUGUACACAGUUUAUAUGUUUGAAACACGUCUAUACGUAUUCGUGUAUAUUUACCCUGUUAUUUUUGAAUAUUGAACAGCACGGAUUCCGCCGACAAUGACAAUUUCAGUUACUAAAUGUGUAAUGACUUGUUAACGUCAUUUCAAUUUUGUCAAAUUAACAGAGAACAUUUAAGGGUCUCUUAAUGAUCGAAAUCCAAAACUAAUUAAAAAAAUACACAAAACAAUUGAAUACAGCAUUUAGUUCAAUUUGGAUUCGAGUGUGGUUUUAUUGACACUUUGGUAUUCUUUUUUUUUUUUUUUUUUGUUAGUCUAAACUAUUGUUAUGACCAUACAUGUACUCUGUAAGUCCCGAUUAUAUUUUUAUCAUAAUUCCACCCUAGUUUGGGAUUGUAUGUGUGAAUUUCUUAUUAACCCGAAUUUUUUGUAUAUAUUUUAAUAUUGUUAUCCUGGACAUGUUUUUCUAUGAUCAUACGCUGUUAGUUAAGACAUUUUGUGUAUGAACACAUCAUGUUUUUCCCGAUUUCAGUGUUAGUCCGCAUUGUUGUUGUAUGAUUUUAAUCUUUUGUAGAACACCAGCUACAACAAUUUUGUAUUUGUAAACUGUAAUAAUUGAACAGCUAUCGGUUCGUAAGCGGAUCAGACAUGCGAUUCGACUUCAAUAAACCAUCGUUUAAUAGACGUGACUUGAAUCGAAAAGAAUCAGGAACCAACAUAACAUUUAAAAAUAAAUAAUAGAAAUGUCAAAUGAUGUAUUUGACUUAAAAAAACAUUUUAAUCGAAAAUUUUGUAGAAAUUUAUCUUCGCAAGGUAGGAUUCGGUAGAAUAGUAAGACCUGUUGAUCAGUCAAUCGGUACGACUCAAAUCUGUCAACAUUCUUGAGUUUACUUUAUGAUCUAAUUUGGAAACAUGUGGAAUGUUGCUAUAGCCGAAUGCAGUUUAACAACACUGUACAAAUGCAUUGAUAAAAGUAUUAGUUUUCCGCAGACAUGAUAGGCACAUUGAAAAUGGUAACAGGUUUUAAAGUCAUUGUAGAAGAUAUCAAGUUAAGGUGUACACAGUAUAUAUGUUUGAAACACGUCUAUACGUAUUUGAGUAUAUUUACCCUGUUAUUUUUGAAAAUCGAACAGCACGGAUUCCGCCGACAAUGACAAUUUCAGUUACUAAAUGUGUAAUGACUUGUUAACGUCAUUUCAAUUUUGUCAAAUUAACAGAUAACAGUUAAGGGUCUCUUAAUGAUCGAAAUCCAAAACUAAUUAAAAAAUCCACAAAACAAUUAAAUACAGCAUUUAGUUCAAUUUGGGUUCGAGUGUGGUUUUAUUGACACUUUUGUAUUUUCUUUGUUUUUUGUGUUAGUCUAAACUAUUGUUAUGACCAUACAUGUACUCUGUAUGUCCCGAUUAUAUUUUAAUCAUAAUUCCACCCUAGUUUGGGAUUAUAUGUGUGAAUUUCUUAUUAACCCGAUUUUUUUGUAUAUAUUUUAAUAUUGUUAUUCUGGACAUGUUUUUCUAUGAUCAUACGCUGUUAGUUAAGACAUUUUGUGUAUGAACACAUCAUGCUUAUCCCGACUUCAGUGUUAGUCCGCAUUGCUGUUGUAUGAUUUUAAUCUUUUGUAGAACACCAGGUAUAUCAAAUUUGUAUUUGUAAACUGUAAUAAUUGAACAGCUAUCGAUUUGUAAGCGGAUCAGACAUGUUAUUUUACUUUAAUAAACUCUAAUUUAAAAGACGUCACUUGAAUCAAACGUAGUCUGGAAGCUACAUAACAUUUCCAAAAAAUUAUAUGAACGUUCAAUGAUGUAUUUGACAUAAAAAUUACACGUUAUUUGAACAUUUUGUAGAAGAACUCAAAUGCUGUAGAAAUUCAUCUUCGCAUAAUUAGGUUCGGUAGUGUGGUAAGACUUGUCCAUCUUCUUCAGUUUUCAUAUGGUCUAAUUUGAAAACAUUUGUAUUGAUGCCGAAUGCAAUAUAACAAUACUGUUCAAAAGAAUUGAAAAUGACAUAAGUUUUUACCCAGACAUGAUUAGCAUAUUGAAAAUCUUGAUAGGUUUUAAAGUCAUUGUAUAAGAUAUCAAGAAUAAAGUAGUGUGCACACAGUUUAUAUGUUUGAAUUAGGUAUUCAUGUAUAUAUACUCUGUUAUUUUGAAAAAAAUUACAGCACCGAUUCUUCCAGCAAUGACAAUUUCAGUUACUAAAUGUCUAAUGACUCAUUAACGUUAUUUCAAUUUUGUCAUAUUUACAGAUAAUGCUCGAAAUCCAUAACCGUUUUUUAAAUGCACAAGACAAUUAAAUACAGUAUCAAUAUUUUAUAUUAUAGCAUUUUUAUAUAAAUAAUUUAAAUUUAUACUUUGUUUAUUUUGAAAUUUAUGUUUUGUUCAUUGAGUAUAUAAUGCCAUGACAGCAGUGAAAUCACAGUCAUAUUAUGUUAAAUAAAUAAAAUCGAAUUUGUUGUUUGCUAGUUAAGGAUAUGAAAGAAAAUUAUGAUCUAGAAUAAUUAACUGCAUUUUGGUAAUUGAUGUCCAGAUUUAUAAGAACUGUCACGUGGUAUUCAUCUAUUGUUCUAGCUAUGAUGUCACAAUCAACUAAUGGCAUGAACGGUUGGUCACUUCUAGUCUCACAAUAGAUUGUACUAGGCGAUGAUGUUAUGGCAGUACUUCUUCUUAUAAACAAUAAAUUUAAAUAACAUAAAUAGCUUUUAGACAGAUUUCCAUAUCAACGCACAGUCUUGCUCUGUCAAAAAACUCAAAUGUUCAAAUAAGUAAAUCAUUUUCAGUAAAUGAUUAUCUCAUUCAAUUUUUGUACUAAGCCGUUGAUAUAAAAACUAUCGAAAAAAUAUAUAAAAGACCCUAUAAUCUUAUCUACGUGCUUUUGAAAAAAAUACUCCAAAAAAGACCAUUUGUUCAUAUGAAUUACUCACUAUCUGCUCCCUAAGGGUCAACACGUCAACAAAAUAUCAUUUAAUUUCCUGCGUCGUGGUACUGUUAGCAUACAUAUCAAUUUUUUAGACAUAGUAACCAGAUACAGUACAAAACUGUCAUUGUUUGAUAACUUCCUUCGUGUCAGAUUUUUUCGAUGUUUGGCAGUUUGGCAAAGAAAUUUCAAGACCGAGGUCAAAGUGAAAUCGAAUAAUUAAAUGUGGAAAUAUUUUCCAGAUAAUCUUUAAAUAUAUAUUUUUGUUUCUAUAUUUCAUGCGCCUUUUAGGUAAUCAAAUUGUCUACAAUUUUGACACUUUUUCUUAAGAGUUUAUUUGUAUAUUGAUAUGAACUACAUGCAAUUCUAACAUAUUUCUUGAUAACAUAAUUAUAAAAUUAGAACUUAAUACCGAUGUUCAACUUCAAUGCUGAAUAAUUGCUAACACAUUUAAUAAAAAAAAA
Molecule: messenger RNA, 10111 nt
Organism: Mizuhopecten yessoensis (Yesso scallop)
Lineage: Eukaryota; Metazoa; Mollusca; Bivalvia; Pectinida; Pectinidae
Exons: 4
Coding region: 380-1954 (524 amino acids)
Source: RefSeq, a predicted model, not a curated record